Messenger RNA from Microcebus murinus (gray mouse lemur), 3850 nucleotides. The record is from RefSeq and is a predicted model, not a curated record. NCBI's taxonomy places the organism in Eukaryota, Metazoa, Chordata, Mammalia, Primates, Cheirogaleidae.
CGGGCGGAGGAUCGCGCGGGCGCGGCACCUGCCUGCCGCGAGCGUCUGGCUGCCGCAGCGCCCGACAGCCCUGACUCCGAGCGGCUGCCGACAUGAGCGCAGUGUCGCAGCCGCAGGCUGCUCACAGCGCCCUGGAGAAGCCGCCCGGCACGGCGGUCCUGUGCGACAGGUGCGGGGACGUGUGCAAGGGGGAGGCGCUGCGGGUGCAGAGCAGGUACUUCCACGUCAAGUGCUUCGUCUGCAAAGCGUGCGGCUGCGACCUGGCGGAGGGCGGCUUCUUCGUGCGGCAGGGCGAGUACAUCUGCUCGCGGGACUACCAGAGGCUCUACGGCACCCGCUGCUUCAGCUGCGACCAGUUCAUCGAGGGCGAGGUGGUGUCUGCGCUGGGCAAGACCUACCACCCCGACUGCUUCGUGUGCGCCGUCUGCCGGCUGCCCUUUCCACCCGGGGACCGAGUGACCUUCAACGGGAAGGAAUGCAUGUGCCAGAAGUGCUCCCUGCCCACGUCGCUGGGCAGCACUGCGCACCUGUCCCAGGGCCUCCGGAGCUGCGGGGGCUGUGGCACAGAGAUCAAAAAUGGCCAGGCCCUGGUGGCUUUGGACAAGCACUGGCAUCUGGGCUGUUUUAAGUGCAAGAGCUGCGGGAAGCUCCUGAACGCCGAGUACAUCAGCAAGGACGGGCUGCCCUACUGUGAGGCCGACUACCACGCCAAGUUCGGCAUCCGCUGCGACGGCUGUGAGAAGUACAUCACGGGGCGCGUGCUGGAGGCGGGGGAGAAACACUACCACCCUUCGUGCGCGCUAUGUGUGAGGUGUGGCCAGAUGUUCGCAGAAGGAGAAGAGAUGUAUCUUCAAGGUUCCUCCAUCUGGCAUCCGGCAUGUCGACAAGCGGCCAGAACUGAAGACAAAAACAAGGAGACCAGAACUUCCUCGGAGAGCAUCAUUUCUGUGCCUGCUUCCAGCACCUCUGGGUCUCCGAGCCGCGUGAUUUAUGCGAAGCUCGGUGGGGAGAUCCUUGACUACAGGGACUUGGCUGCCCUUCCCAAAAAUAAGGCCAUCUAUGACAUCGACCGCCCCGACAUGAUCUCCUACUCGCCCUACAUCAGCCACUCCACAGGGGACAGGCAGAGCUGCGGCGAGUCACCUCAGUUGCUCUCACCAACGCCGACUGAGGGGGACCAGGACGACCGCUCCUACAAGCAGUGCCGGACCUCCAGCCCCAGCUCCACUGGCUCGGUCAGCCUCGGGCGCUACACGCCGACCUCACGCUCGCCCCAGCACUACAGCCGUCCAGCUGGUACUGUGAGUGUUGGUACCAGUAGCUGCCUCUCCCUGUCCCAACACCCAAGCCCUACAUCCGUGUUCAGACAUCAUUACAUCCCCUACUUCCGAGGCAGUGAAAGUGGCCGGAGCACCCCCAGCCUCUCCGUGCUGUCAGACAGCAAGCCUCCUUCCUCCACCUACCAGCAGGCGCCUCGCCACUUCCAUGUCCCAGACACUGGUGUAAAAGAUAACAUCUAUAGGAAACCCCCCAUCUACAAACAGCAUGGUCCUGUAGCCCAAUCCCAAAUUUCCAAGCUCUCUGGCCUGGUAUCAGUCUUGUCCUUGGUGGUGCAGGAGGCAGGCUGCUCCAAAGGACUGCCAGGCCCAAGCCCGCCUCAGGCUGCAGCUGCCAGGCGAUCGGAUGGGGAGGAUGGAAGUUUGGACCAGGAUAACAGGAAGCAGAAGACCAGCUGGCUGAUUCUCAAGGGGGACACAGACACAAGGACCAACUCUCCAGACCUGGACAGCCAGUCACUGUCCCUCAGCAGCGGGACUGACAGAGACGCUCUCCAAAGAGUGCAAGGGGACAACUUUCACUCACAAUGCCAGCCUAGCCCCGUGUGGAGCAGACCCGGAUGCCAGCUGGGGCAUGCGAGAAUACAAGAUCUACCCUUACGACUCCCUCAUCGUAACAAACCGAAUCCGUGUGAAACUGCCCAAAGAUGUGGACCGGACGAGACUGGAGCGCCCACAUCUCCAAAAUGCCUUGGCGGCAAUUCCUAGACUACAUCCAACCAGACAACUGGGCCCACGCAAGUUGACACUCAAAACGCAGCCGUCACAGGCAGCAAGGUGAGGGGCGGGAAACGGGCCUCUUGUCCAGCCCCCGUGUCCAGGCGAGCCCCUCGAGGUUGGCUGCCCCCGGGUUACACUCUGAGACCUUCCUGCGUGCUCAGGCCGCCUCUCCACUCCCGGGCUGAGCACGCACCCAAGUGUGCUCCAGCAGGCAGAGCCGGUUCUGGGACGCACCGGAAAAGUCAGGCCUGCAGCUAAAGAAUGCCUCCUUUGUUUAAACCCGCCAGACAGGUCUGAGGAGAGCGCCACCCUGACAGACUGCUGGUUUAGGAGCCAGGUGGGUGUGCCUGCGGGGUGGGCUUGCGCCGGAAUCCGGGACUCCGUGGCCUCCCUGGCUGGGACGCUGUGGAGAAACUCAAGCAGACCUGCGGCUGAAAGGAAGCACUGGGGUCCGGGGCAGCGGACAGUGCGGGCCAGAGGCCAGCUGGGCAGCCUCACAGGCCAGGCCAGUGGCAGGGAGGGCACGGGCAGUGCAGGAGGGGUCCUGGGGGCAGAUGCAGAUUCGCAGACACAAACAGACGAGGUGGACUGUCCUUCCCCUCAGUAAGGGUGGGAGGGUGUGGCCAGCAGACUGAACUGUGCCCACCCCACUUGUAGCUGAGAGCCGGAGGAGGGGUGGCCAGGUCACAGUGCCCUUCUCCUGGAGGGUGCCUGUCACCAUUCACAGCAGCUUCAGAAGCCACCAGGAGCUCCUGCCCACACAGCCCAUGGCACCGCCGGCAGCGCCAGGGCCUCCAACACCCACACCCUCACCCUGCUGUCCUUCCCUGCCCUCUGUCCUCUCCGUUCAGCCACCAGCUCCAAGCCAUCCCUCGGGAGGCUCCCGUGGUGUGGCACAGGCAAGGCUGCGUCCUCUCCCCUGCAGCACGCAGUGCGCGGCUGUCUGCCGUCCGCUCCUUGUCCUCCUCCUCCAUUGCGGUGACCAGCAAAGACUCAACCCUGGUGAGACCCAGCAGACCACUGGCUUGCCCCUCUUCCUCCCUUUAGACACACGGUCACAGGUAGCAAGUGCACUGGGCACUGCUGGGAUCCUGCUGUGCCACCUCACUAGGACCUUCCUGUCACCCCCGUCUGCCACCUCUGUGCCCGUUCCCUGGCCUCAGACCCCACCGUGGGGAGGAAGGGGCCUACAUGGCAGAAGGCAGGGCCAAUGUGGCAUGGGCCCCGCUCGUACUGGCGCUGGGUCUGGAUUCUCCCCACGCGUCAGCCCUGUCCUUUCUCUUGUUCACUCCAUGCCUGCUAAGCGCCCCCAGCCCACCCCAGCCAGAGGCAGUGUUGGAGCAAGGUCUGGCCUGCCACAGGCCCUCAGUCAGCAUUCGCUGGGUAGCGGUAGGAAGGAUCUCCUCACAUGGCUCCUUUGAUCUCACUGUCUUGACUGUGAUGCAGAAGGUGGCGAUUGGUACCACAGGUGCAGGGCUGCAGACUUGCACGACACACCUAGUGUCUUAAAUGUAUGGAGAGACACAGUCUGGAGUGGUGACUCUAAGUCUCUGUGGACUGGGUUGUGGAUUUCUCAGCACACCAAGAACCCCCAGUCUCAACACCAUGCAAAUGGUUAAUUUCUGGCAAGCACCAGGGUUCUUUUCCUGUUUUCAAACUUGAGAUAGCAGCAGGCAGCUGAGGGCCUCUUCCUGGCAGAGACUUGCUGGAUGCGCUGUGUGUGACUGUGAGUGUGUGUGUGAGAGUAUGCGUGUGAGAGUGUGAGUGUGUGUGAGAGUGUGUGCAAUAGUGUA